Vespula vulgaris is the source of this 2351-nucleotide messenger RNA. RefSeq names its product vesicle transport through interaction with t-SNAREs homolog 1B-like (gene Vti1b). The transcript has 2 exons. Gene Ontology annotation, molecular function: SNAP receptor activity; SNARE binding. Lineage: Eukaryota; Metazoa; Arthropoda; Insecta; Hymenoptera; Vespidae. Bases 271 to 612 code for a protein of 113 amino acids. Gene Ontology annotation, biological process: vesicle fusion with Golgi apparatus; regulation of protein localization to plasma membrane; retrograde transport, endosome to Golgi. Gene Ontology annotation, cellular component: late endosome membrane; Golgi apparatus; endoplasmic reticulum membrane. The record is from RefSeq and is a predicted model, not a curated record.
UGUGUAUUUUCAUUAUCAGUUUCAGUUGAUUCUGUUUUUGCGUAUUGGGUGUGUCGUGGUUUAAUCUCGAAAAAAAUUAUUGUCGAUUAUGUGUUAUCUUCUUCUUAUUCAAUAGAAAAUUAAAUCUAUUAAUAAAUUCAAGGAAGAAUAUAAUAAAGUGACGAAAGGUCGAUGAAGCUGAAUUCAUAGAAAUGAUGACUGAAUCAGAAAAUUAAUACAAAUUUGUAAAAAAUUAUAUAAAAACUUCAUUUAAUCAAUUAAUCAAUUAAAAUGAAUUCUCAAAUUGAUUGGGAACAACGUCGUACAUUACUGGAGAGUAAUGCUGCUUUGGAACGUACAUCGCAAUCACUGACAAGGUCGCACAUAAUUGCGACUGAAAGUGAGCAGAUAGGAACUGAAGUAAUAUCGGAAUUAGCAGGACAAAGUGAGCGUCUAUUACGAGCAAAGAGAAGAUUGUCUCAAACAGAUGAAGAACUUAAUAAAACACGGAGAAUUUUGAAUAGAAUGAAAAUAGGAGUGUUAACUAAUAAGUUUGUAUUAUUGCUGAUUAUAGUGUUAGAAAUAAUUAUACUUGGUAUAACUGUUUAUUUAAAAUUUUUUUAUCGAAAAUAAAAUUAACGAUUUAACGUUUAAGAGAAUAUUUAACUUUGAAUCAUCUUUUUUAUUGUAAAUAAAUUACGAUUAAAAAUAUUUUUCUAAAUAAAUUAUAGAUUUGAAUAAUUUUCUGAAUCUUUGAGUGCCGUCUUGCGGUUAAAUGGUCGAACUUAGAGGUAUAUCGUAGAUGAUAAGCUACAGUGACAUCUAUAUAUAUAAGUGAAAAGCAUUCCUACUUAUAGCGUUGUACAGGCUAAAGCAACUACAGAUGGCGCUGGCGAAUGUCUUGGAAAAAGUACGCAUAAUCGUUCUCUCAUUUAUUUUAUAUUUAUAGACUAAUUGUGGGAGUUAUAAGAGACUGUUCCUCAAUGUUAUUCGAUAAGGCUAGAUAAAUAGAUAUGAAAAGUUGACGUUGUCGAUACUGUAACUCUAUUAAAUCUUUGUACUUCAAGUAAGUUUAACUUUUUGUGAUACAGUAUGCAAGACUUUAGUCCAAAUUAAUUUAUAUUUUCAGUGUUGUCGUAUAAUAUGUGUUAAUUAAUUGUAAUAACACACACGUAAUUAAAAUACAAAUGUAAUAGGACAUAUAAAGAAUGUAUUGAAACUUUAUGUGACUUAUUGUAAGCCUAACAUUUUUAUUUAAUGUAUGUUAAAAACAUCAUAAGAAAUUUUUCCUUGACAAUUAAAUUAAUUUUACAAAAAAAGAAAUCAAUUACAGUUCGUAUUUGUUUGUAAUUAUAAAGGAACAUUUUUCUUUUCUCUUUUUAUGCUACAAAUACAUUUGUGAUAAAAUUUUGAUAGAUUUGUAAGAGUGAAAAGAAAUGAAUAUGUAAAAAAAAAAUGCAGUUGUGUAACUAUGAAGAGAAGCAUUUGAAGAAGUUGACACCUGUUCUAGCAUCAUGGAGCUGCAACAAAAUGAUCAAAAUGAAGAUACAACUGCCUUGGGGCUUCUUCAGUUUGAUUUAGAUCUGGACGGUAUUACUACUCUGUAUUAUACUCCUCCACAAAAAUACCGAGCUAAACGUAAAAUAAAAAUGGAUAGCAAGUCGCAAUCGCAAACUUCUUUGUUAAAAUGGAAUUAUAACGCUAAUACGGAAGAAAAAAUAGGUGCAAAAUAUCGGCCUAUAUAUCCAAAGCCUUAUCAAACAAAUUUUUUUAAUAAGCCAAAAAUAUUUGGUUUUCCUCCUGCAAUAAAUGAAUUCCCUGCGUUAAAUUCUACAAGUCAUAUCAUUUUACCAUCCAAGGAAAAAGUACAAGAUUGUACGAUAUUGAACAAGCCUAAUAAAAGGACACGUAAUUAUUCAAAAUCCAUAACAGAGAAUUCUAACUGUUUGAAAUUAUUAACAAAAGAAAAUGGUAAUGAAACAAAUUCUAAUAAAAACAAUACUAUUUUACGGCAAGACUUUAGUUUCAUUAAAAUGGAAGAUGAAGAUAAAAGUAGCAUUGAGUUAUUUUUUGAAAGUAUGGCGCAAACUGUUCUUAGUUUACCCAUGCAUGUCCAAGCUGAAAUUAAAAUGGAAAUUUGUAAACUUGUUACAAAGGCAGAAAUCAAAUAUUCUUUGGCUCAAUCAAAAAACAACUGUAAAAUAGAUUGAUAUAAAUAGGGUAAAAAGAAUUUUUUUACCUUACUUAUUAAAACUUUAGGUACUAUUUUAAAUAGCCUAAGUGUUAUUUGAAAUGUUAAGCCAAUAUCUAUAUAAAUAAUGUCUAGAGUGAAAUGUAAUGUACAUAAAAUAUAAUAAGAAUAUUAUUCUAAA